AUGAAGGUUAUUUGUUGUUUAUUAUUAUUUAUUUUUCUAAUUAAAUGUAUUGAAGCGAGAAAAUCUCAUCAUACGUAUGUAAUUGUACGCAAUGCAACAGCUUCGGGAAAACCAAUGUAUGGAUUUUCAAUAUUUGAUUCAGAAGAAAAAAGACAUUUAUAUCGAAUAAGAAUUUCUUCAACUGAAGUGGAUACUGCUAUACUGAUUGAUAAUUAUAGAAAGAAUAUCGUAGCUAAUCUUAAAGGUAUAUGGAUAGAAAAAUUAGUUAACGUUUCGUUUUCUGUCUAUGAUUCAAAGUUAGGCAAAUGGACAGAUGGAUUUAUACAAAGAAAUACUCAUACCUAUGAAGAUUAUACAAUUCAUUUUAAUAAUCAACGAUUAAGUGCAAAAUCGAGCCGUUUUUCGAAAAACAUAAAAGUUUAUACACAACAGCAAAAUGAAUUAUUGGCUCAAUUUCGAUAUCGUACUCGAUGGCUGUCUUGGAGGCCGGUCAAAUAUGAUUUAAACAUUUAUUCAACUAAAGUACCUGAUGCUGUUUAUUUUUUCUUAGUGUUAAUUAUAGAUCAUCGAGGUUUUGCUGGUGAAAACUAA
Molecule: messenger RNA, 591 nt
Organism: Rotaria sp. Silwood1
Lineage: Eukaryota; Metazoa; Rotifera; Eurotatoria; Philodinida; Philodinidae
Source: the annotation of a GenBank genome assembly